Messenger RNA from Schistocerca gregaria, 511 nucleotides. Its product is annotated as putative peptidyl-tRNA hydrolase PTRHD1. The coding region runs from base 114 to 485 and encodes 123 amino acids. The transcript has 3 exons. Gene Ontology annotation, molecular function: peptidyl-tRNA hydrolase activity. The record is from RefSeq and is a predicted model, not a curated record. Lineage: Eukaryota; Metazoa; Arthropoda; Insecta; Orthoptera; Acrididae.
GGCCCUUAAACAAUGAACAUGGUAUACUUCAUUGUACAUCGUUGAAGUUGCCUGACAGCGGUGUACACACAGACGGAUGAGUGAAAGUUUUGAACAGCAGUAGUCAGGAGGAAAUGAGCAAGAAUUUGGUGCAGUAUAUAAUAAUGCGGGGGGAUCUAGCAAAGUCUUCCAAAUGGAAUGCUGGAGCACUUGUUGCACAAGCGUGUCAUGGUGUCUCAGCUGUUUUGCAUUUGUAUUACAAUGAUGAGAAUGUGCAGGAGUAUCUGUGUGAUGUUGACAAAAUGCAUAAAGUUGUCUUGGAGAUUAGUGACCUCAACAGCCUUAUGGAGCUUGAGACAAAACUGAAAAACAAAGGGAUUCAUCACAAGACAUGGAUAGAACAGCCAGAAAAUGAAGCUACUUGUCUUGUUGUCAAGCCUUACCCAAAAGAGGACGUAGCAGAAUUUUUUAAGGAUUUGAAACUGUUUAAUAAAAAGGUAAAAUAAAAUAUAUGUCAUUGUUUUGCAAGUGA